Molecule: messenger RNA, 2039 nt
Organism: Acanthochromis polyacanthus (spiny chromis)
Lineage: Eukaryota; Metazoa; Chordata; Actinopteri; Pomacentridae
Gene: rsrc1
Product: arginine/serine-rich coiled-coil 1
Exons: 10
Coding region: 196-1167 (323 amino acids)
Biological process (GO): alternative mRNA splicing, via spliceosome
Cellular component (GO): cytoplasm; nucleus
Source: RefSeq, a predicted model, not a curated record
AACCCAUGAUGAGACCUCAAUCGAUUGCUCUGUGUUUGAUUCUGCUUCCUGCUCUCGAUCGACGCUUUCCGGUUUGACUGGUAGAGUCUGCUGAACGGUGCAUAGCUGAGUUGUGAAGAUACACAACUAUUUAAAGGUGAGGAGCGGGAUUUUCAUUUCAGGGGAGCUUCUCGCUCGCAGCUCACAGCAGCCAGCAUGGGUCGGCACUCGUCUGACAGUGAGGAUGACAGUCGCAGCAGGAGGAAGAAAAAACAGCGUCGCCGUUCAUCCUCCUCCUCCUCUUCUUCGUCUUCAUCCUCGGGCAGCAGGGUGACGAGCAGUCGCAGUCGGAGGUCCAGUCGCAGGAGUCGUUCUCGGUCCAGAGAGAGAAGGAGAAGAAGACGGUCCAGCAGCAGUUCGUCCCACAGUUCAUCUCGCCGGCGAAGGAGUCGAAGUGCAGAAAGAGACAAAGGGCGGAGCCACCGUUCACACAGGUCACGCAGCCGGGACCGGAGGUCUCAUUCUCGCCACCGGCGGUCUCGCAGUAGAAGCAGCAGCCGGCGUGGGAGCCGCAGCCGCAAAAGGAGCCCCAGCCACAGCAGAGAUCGAGACAGAAGCCGACGCAAAGGCCGCGACCGGGAGAGGGACAGAGAGAAGGAGAGGGACAGAGGAAGAGACAGGGACAAGGACAAGAGUAAAGACAAGGCAGAGAAGAAGGGGGACGCCGGGAACAUCAAAGCCAGAUUAGAACAUCUGACUCCAGCAGAGCAGGCUAAAGUCCGAAUGCAUAUGGUCCUGCAGGCUGCAGCUAAGACCGAUGAAGUGCUGAAGGCCAAAGUAGCCAAGAGAGAGGAGGAGGCCCGGAAGAAACUAGAAGAAGAGGGAACUUCUCUGGAGGAGCAAGUGCGAAGGAUAAAGGACAUUGAGGCCAUUGAGAGUGAUUCCUUUGUUCCUCAGGCUUUCAAAUCAUCCAGGGAUGAUAUAAAGACUGAGUCAGCUGAGGUGAAGCAGGAGUCAGAGAGGCCAUAUUCUCAGGACGUCACUCUUCCCUUGUCCAUAAUCUACAAUGACAGCGACUCACUUGCCCAUCCCAGUUUGUUCAUGGACAAGGAGAAGGCCGAGGAACUGUGGUUGAACAGACUGGUCUCACUGCGACAGGAGAGGCUCAUGGGAAGUCCUGUGACCUGAAGGGUGCUAGAAACCCAGAGGGUCCUUACAGUUCCAGUUUCAGCCUGCAUCUACGCCUCAUUCACUCAGCCAAGUUUCCUUUUACUGUGUCUCAAUCCCUGUUAUGUCUGGUUUUAGGACACUACAGUUCUUGUGUAUCCACUUAAUUUGUCUUAAUUAUUAUAUAGACUUGUGAGAACUUUAGUCAAUGAAAAAUGUUUGGUCCUGAUGUGUUUAUUUUUUAUUAAAGUAAAGAAGUGAAUGAAUGAAACAAUUGGCUGUUCUUAAUUUGGCUUCAUUUAUAUCGUGCAGUCAGGUAAAUUGCUCUAUUACCAUAUAGAUAUCUUUGGGUUUAAGUGGACCUCACAUAAAAUGUAUGUUUCUUCACCCAAGCCUUGAGACACUCGUUUCAUCCAGACAGCAGCAGUACCUUAUAUACUGUACUGCAGCCCAAAAGAGGUAAAAGAUAAAAAGAUGACCCUAAUUUCUUAGUCAUUGCAAUUGUUGCAUCCGGAAACAAUUUGAGUAAUCUUCUCACCUGUCAUGAACUUUGCACCCCUUUAAAAAAUACAAAGUUUAUUAUUUUAUCAAAGGACUGUUUAUAAAACUUUGACAAUCUAAGAAUGUUUACAUUUGAUGAUACAUUGACUGACAGGGUGUCUAUAAGUACUUGGGAAUAUGAAUCCAUGAAAACCUUUCAUUUAACGCACAUCUCCAAUUUAGUUAAGAAACUCAAAUUGAAGAUGAGUUUUUAUUUAAAUAGGAAAUCAUGCUUCACAUUCUCUGCAAAGAAAAAAACUAGCGGAAACCACCUUUUUAUCUGUGAUUGUUUAUGGUGUUAUACUGUACAGCCAUAUGGCCUCCUCCACCUUAAAAAGACUUGAUUCAGUGUA